Cornus florida is the source of this 1333-nucleotide messenger RNA. RefSeq names its product F-box protein PP2-A15-like. The coding region runs from base 198 to 1094 and encodes 298 amino acids. The transcript has 3 exons. The record is from RefSeq and is a predicted model, not a curated record. Gene Ontology annotation, molecular function: protein binding. Lineage: Eukaryota; Viridiplantae; Streptophyta; Magnoliopsida; Cornales; Cornaceae.
AAGAAGCAUGGAUGAAAUUCUCUCUUCUCAGUUCCAGUUAUUCCUACCCUACUAAUCACCGCCCUUUACCACACGUACUCCUCGCGUCUUCUAUCACCAACUCUCCACCACCACCGUUCACGGCGGCGACACCACCACCACCGUUCACGACGGCGACACCACCACCGGGUAAAUGAUUUGAGCAGCAGAAACAAGAGAUGGGGGCGUCAUUGUCGAACUUGACCGAAGGGUCAAACGGUUCGGCCAACGGUGGACCAGGGCUCGGCGACAUACCGGAGAGUUGCGUGGCAUGCGUCUUCCUCUACCUGACGCCGCCGGAGAUUUGCAACCUCGCGCGGCUCAACCGCGCGUUCCGCGGUGCAGCGUCGUCCGAUGGCGUCUGGGAAUCGAAGCUGCCACUAAAUUAUAAAGAUCUGCUUGACCUAAUGCCUCCCGAGAGGCACCGAAAUAUGUCUAAGAAGGACAUCUUUGCCCUUCUCUCUCGCCCUGUGCCUUUCGACGAUGGUAACAAGGCAUUAUGGUUGGAUAGGGUUACCGGAAGGGUUUGCAUGUCAAUCUCGGCCAAGGGGAUGGCAAUAACUGGGAUUGAAGAUCGAAGAUAUUGGAAUUGGAUUGCUACUGAAGAAUCAAGGUUCCAUGUUGUGGCCUAUUUGCAGCAAAUAUGGUGGUAUGAAGUAGAUGGGGUGGUAAAGUUUCCUUUUCCUGCAGAUAUCUACACGUUGUCAUUCAGGAUUCACCUUGGGAAAUUUUCCAAAAGGCUAGGGCGGCGUGUCUGCAAUUUUGAGCACACCCAUGGUUGGGAUAUAAAGCCAGUACGAUUUGAGUUGUCAACUCCAGAUGGUCAGCAAGCAUCAAGUGAGUGCUGCUUAGAUGAGACUGGACAAGAUGAGGUCAAUGGCAACCACAAGCGUGGGUGCUGGAUAGAGUACAAGGUAGGUGAAUUCAUUGUUGAUGAGCAAGAUCCUGCUAAAGAAGUUAGAUUUUCAAUGAAACAGAUAGAUUGCACACACUCCAAAGGUGGCCUUUGUGUAGAUUCUGUAUCCAUUAUCCCCAGUAAUUUGAAGCAGCAGAGAAGAAGAGGGGUUUUGAAGUAGACACAAUAGGUAUGUUGUUUAGUAUUGUCAGUUUUCCCAGAAGGUUCUAGUGGGGUUUAUCAUACAGCUUAUGCUUCUGAAAGCAUUUGAUAUUGUCGAGGAUGCCAUCUUAAUUGUUUUUUUUAUUAGUCAUGUGUCCUCUAUGUCAUUGUAAUUUUUGCCAAUCUGCUUGUUGUUCAGUUUUGUUUAAUAUAUAACCCUUUGAUGAAGAUAAAGAAAAUAUGCUUUCAUUAUCACCA